Messenger RNA from Lachancea mirantina, 1230 nucleotides. The record is from the annotation of a GenBank genome assembly. Lineage: Eukaryota; Fungi; Ascomycota; Saccharomycetes; Saccharomycetales; Saccharomycetaceae.
AUGUUUUCCAGAAUGAUGCUCUCUGUGUUAACAACACUUCUUUUAAGCUUUAAAAUUGCUCAGGCACUUCCUGCGAGUUCAUUGAUCGAUACACUCUCUGGCGCCUCGAAUGGCGCCAUGUAUUUCCAAACGAACGAAGUGGCCAACAAUGUUGUCGCCCUGAAUGUCCACGUGAAUGGCACGCUGUCGCUUGGAGGUAGAGUCCUUACGGGAGGUGUGGGUGCAAGUUCCAUCAGCAGCGCGACAAACAUGACAGCGGCCCCCGAUGGACUCAGCAGUCAAGGUUCUGUAAAGGUAGUGGGCCACAAUCUAUUCGUUGUCAACGCCGGAGACAACACUGUUUCCAUCUUUGCAAUCGAUGCUUACAAUCCUACAAAUUUGACUCUUCUAGGAGAGCCUGCUAAACUUCCUGGCGAGUUUCCCGUGAGCGUGGAUGCGUCUUUGCUGCAUGAGCUUGUGUGUGUUGCGACGACAGGUGCCAGCUCGGGCGUUACAUGUGCUCCCUACUCUCCCAAUGUGGGCAUUGGCAAGUUCGACUUCUUGAGGAGCUUCGAAUUGGGCCAGUCAACACCUCCGGUGGGCCCAGCGAACACCGUUUCCCAGGUUUACUUUUCGGAAGACGAGACAUCGCUUAUCACCACCGUCAAGGGUAAAGGGACCCCCGAGAACAAUGGUUUUGUCUCGAUAUACCCGGUAGUUGUACCAUCCGGCUUUGAAGGCGCUCGUCUUGCGCCUGCUGAUAUCCGCACCAGUUUGAACGAAACCAACCUACUUUUCGGAUUCCAGCAAAUUCCUGAAUCCAGUCAGUACUUUGUGGCAGAUCCUUCUUUCGGUGCGGCAAUCAUUUCCGUAGACGAAGCUUCCGGUGUGUCCCGCGUUUUGCACAGACAGGAGAUCCCCGGCCAAAAGGCUACAUGCUGGGCCGCGGUAUCGCCUGCUUCUAACUCGGCAUUCGUGACCGAUCCUCGGGUCGGUCAUGUGGUCGAGUUGAGCUUGUUCGAUGCAAGCAUCGUGUCUGUUUUGAACACCACACGCACUUACGUUGACAUCGCUGCAGCGGGAGGCUAUGUUUACGCUUUAAGCCCAGGAAGCAGCAAUUCUAGCGGCGUCGAGGUAUCAGUAAUUUCCGGUGCAGGAAAUGGGCAACGUACGGUUUUGCAGUCGCUGAGCGUUGGUGAUUGGGCAGGAAUUAGCGCGCAAGGCGCUGCCGUAUUUCCUAGCGGGUACUAG